AUUCUCGUAGAGUAUUUCCCCCUUGUGAUAAUCUUUGUUGUCCUCCAGUUCGUAUAUAGGUGUUUAUUGCCAGUUAUUAUAGUCUAUAAUCUCUGCAUAGGGGUAAUGUUUUAUUACUGUUAGAGUUAAGUGGCCGCGAAAAUGGUGCCUCUUUAUACUAUCAUUAGUGCUUAUCUAGUGGUUUCUACUUUCUCAUUUCUAGUGAAAAAUACCACAGCAGAUAACAUAGUCUGUUACUACGUACCUGGCAAAAUCGGUCCAGAAGAUCUCGAUCCGUCUCUGUGCACGCAUGUCAACUACGCUUUCGUACAUCUGAACGAAGAUGGCAAUUUAGUCAUCAGAAGCCAGUACCUUGACAUAACGAAAGGUUUUUAUAAGAGAACAGUCGCUUUGAAGGAACGCAACCCGAUGCUGAAAGUUCUACUGAGUGUCGGCGAUACAGCAGCCACCGUUUUCUCAAAAGUCGCUGCCUCGAACGUGACCAGAAGAAGACUUGUCGAGAGCACCGUACAUUUUCUCGAAACCUACUCGUUCGACGGAUUGGACGUAGACUGGGAGAAACCAACACCCGAUGACGCUGAUAAUUUCGUGAAUGUGUUGAGAGAUCUCAGAAAAGCCUUUGACUCGCGAGGUUGGUUGUUGAGCGCAGCUGUCUACCCCAACCCAUCUGCUGGAUAUAAUGUUGUGGAAAUUUCAAAAUCCCUGCACAUGAUCAACCUGAUGUGCUACAACUUCUACGGUCCCUGGGGCACCACCACCGGCCAAAACUCCCCCCUGUUCGCCUCCCCUCUCGACACCCCCUACGAGAGGGCUAACCUCAACGUGGCCGCCGCCCUUUCGCAAUGGCUACGGGCGGGCGCACCCAAGGAUAAAGUCAACGUGGGCGUGCCGUUUUACGGGCGGUCUUUCGCUCUCGCUAGCUCAGAAGAACACGGCCUGCAUGCGCCGAUCAAGGGGGCCGGGUCGCCUUCUACUCCGUCGUAUUCAGAGAUAUGCACGGAAUUCAAAAAUUGGACAACCGUCUGGGAUAAAGACCAGAAAAAUCACUACAAAUACACUAGUACGCAAUGGUUGGGUUACGAUGAUGAGAAAUCGAUGAGAUAUAAGGCUCGGUAUGUUGCAUCUCAAGGUGUAGCUGGUAUGAUGAUUUGGCAGAUAUCAAUGGACGAUGUGGAAGGCAAAUGCACAAGAAAACAAAAUCUUCUCAAGGUCAUCAAUGAAGAACUUCGAAAAUCUAAUCAAUUCCCAUUUGAUAUUAAAGUAGUACACGUUUAACUACUUAGAAAGAACAUAAUAUGGUGUAUAUAAUUCUAAUGAUAGCUAGUAUACCUACAGGGUGGCCAUUUGAAAACGACACAGAGGCUCUGUAGGUGGCCAGAACCGGAUAAUUAAUAAACACUGGAACACGUAAACGUCGUCUACUACAUUUUCGAGGGAGACAUCGUUCUAAAUUUUUCAUCGAAAAGUAGCAACAACUUUUUUAUUUCAAAUGGAAUGCCCGCCUUCAUUUCACUGCAGAUUCUCCCUGAAGAACUGAUUUCAUCAAUGUAUCACACUUUUUUCUGUAUCGAAACUAUUCAUUAUUGGUCACAACGGCUUUCAUGUCCCCAUCUCAACUUUCGAUUAACUUUAUACUGACAUUUGAUUGGGACAGAUACAGGGUGAUCAGAAUUAGAAAAUCUUGAACCAUCACCCUUCAUUUGUUUCAAUUAUAUGUCAUUAGAUAGUAAAUAUUCAAAACUUAAGAUGGGGACAUAUUAGCCGUUUCGACCAAUAAUGAAUGACAACUUUUUUCAAUAUUGUAUUCCUAUUCCUUAAUAAUUUUUCAUUCGGAAAUAUUGUGGGGGGUUAUCACCACCCAACCACCUUAAAAAAAUCGGCGCUACUGUUAGAAGCAUAGAUGUUCAAUCACGAGAUAUUGUAUGGAAAAAGCAUAGACUCAUUAUUUACAUAAAAAAACGUGAGAAGUGUUUCAAAAAUUGAUUUAGGUUUCUAAUGACACAGUGGA
Messenger RNA from Phaedon cochleariae (mustard beetle), 2008 nucleotides. The record is from the annotation of a GenBank genome assembly. Lineage: Eukaryota; Metazoa; Arthropoda; Insecta; Coleoptera; Chrysomelidae.